Messenger RNA from Echinops telfairi (small Madagascar hedgehog), 1695 nucleotides. It is a transcript of the gene HGD, whose product is annotated as homogentisate 1,2-dioxygenase. The coding region runs from base 151 to 1485 and encodes 444 amino acids. Gene Ontology annotation, cellular component: cytoplasm. The record is from RefSeq and is a predicted model, not a curated record. NCBI's taxonomy places the organism in Eukaryota, Metazoa, Chordata, Mammalia, Afrosoricida, Tenrecidae. The transcript has 14 exons. Gene Ontology annotation, molecular function: homogentisate 1,2-dioxygenase activity. Gene Ontology annotation, biological process: L-phenylalanine catabolic process.
UGGCCUGCUGCCCAGCCAAGGCCUGAGGUGCAGUCCAGCGGUGGGACAAGAACCACCAGACAGGUGUGAGGGGACAGCAAAAGCUUUUCAGACUCAUAUCCUCUCGGGACCUGAGUUUCCUGAGGUCACUUCACCCACAGCAGGAGGACAAUGGCCGAGCUGAAGUACAUUUCAGGAUUUGGGAACGAGUGUGCCUCGGAGGACCCUCGGUGCCUGGGUGCGCUGCCUGAAGGACAGAAUAACCCUCAGGUUUGCCCGUACAACCUGUAUGCUGAGCAGCUGUCGGGAUCGGCGUUCACUUGUCCAAGAAGCUCCAAUAAAAGAAGCUGGCUGUAUAGGAUCCUGCCUUCCGUUUCUCACAAGCCUUUUGAAUCCAUCGACCAAGGGCAUGUCUCACACAACUGGGACGAGAUGGAACCUGAUCCCAACCAGCUCAGGUGGAAGCCCUUUGAGAUUCCAAAAGCCUCUCAGAAGAAAGUGGACUUUGUGGGCGGUCUGCACACCUUGUGUGGGGCUGGAGACAUCAAGGCUAACCAUGGACUUGCCGUCCACAUGUUCCUGUGCAACACCUCCAUGGGGAACAGGUGUUUUUACAAUUCUGAUGGGGACUUCUUAAUUGUUCCCCAGAAAGGGACCCUUCUCAUUUACACCGAGUUUGGCAAGAUGCUGGUGGAGCCCAAUGAAAUCUGCGUCCUUCAGAGAGGAAUGAGAUUCAGCAUAGAUGUCUUUGAGGAGACCAGAGGUUAUGUCCUGGAAGUCUACGGCGUCCAUUUUGAGUUACCUGACCUGGGACCCAUUGGGGCCAACGGCUUGGCAAAUCCUCGUGAUUUCUUGAUACCUGUUGCCUGGUUUGAAGAUCGCCACGUGCCAGGUGGUUACACUGUCGUUAAUAAAUACCAGGGCAAGCUGUUUGCUGCCAAACAGGAUGUCUCCCCGUUCAACGUGGUGGCCUGGCACGGGAACUACACGCCCUACAAGUACAACCUGGAGAACUUUAUGGUGAUCAACGCAGUGGCCUUUGACCAUGCAGACCCAUCCAUUUUCACUGUGUUGACUGCCAAGUCUCUCCGCCCUGGAGUGGCCAUCGCUGAUUUUGUCAUCUUCCCACCUCGCUGGGGGGUCGCUGAUAAGACCUUCAGGCCUCCUUAUUAUCACAGGAACUGCAUGAGUGAAUUCACGGGACUCAUUAAAGGCCGUUAUGAGGCAAAGCAAGGUGGCUUCUUGCCAGGAGGAGGCAGCCUGCACAGCGCCAUGACCCCCCAUGGACCUGAUGCCGACUGCUUUGAGAAGGCAAGCAAGAGCAAGCUGGUCCCCGAGAGGAUUGCCGACGGCACCAUGGCAUUUAUGUUUGAGUCGUCCCUAAGUCUGGCUGUCACCAAGUGGGGGCUCAAGAUUGCCAAUUGUAUGGAUGAGAACUACCACAAGUGCUGGGAACCUCUCAAGAGUCACUUCACCCCCAACUCCCGGAAUCCAGCAGCACCCUAGAAGAUUUCUAGCACACGGGAGAAUGGAUUUGCAGUUUUCCUCAAGAAUCUUGGGCCCUCGAGUAGAAUUGGAGGAAGGGCCUGGUCAAAAUGAGAAUUAACUUUGUCUCUGCCAAGUAACAUGAAAUAUUUGCAAAAAAAAAAAAACAUGCUUGGAAAAUUCUAUGGCUGACAGUUUAAUUACUCAAUAAAUAAUGUCUGCUGUUUUGUG